UCUGCUGGCCAAUGCACGAUCGACAGGCGCACCAAGUUGCCAGGCCAUGUGGUGGCCAACAGUUGUUUUGGCCAUGUGGCCUUGAUAACCAUUUAUAUUGGGACCCCCUCCUCAGAAUUUCAGAGUGAAACUGGACCCAUAUGAUCCUAGCUCCUUUUUGGGGUGCAUCGACCCCUCUCAGCUGGGGCGUACCCUCACCCAUGAGCACCUGUGGAUCGAUGCCUCCCCCCUGGGGGCCAGCGUCCCCUCCUUCCCCCCCAACAUGGACACCCUGCCCUUCACCAUGGAGAACCUGGGCUUCAUCAGGCAGUUCCCCUACUCCCACACUGACAACCUAACCCUGCAUGGGGAGGAGCAACAUGUGGCAGAAGAGCUGAACUUCUUCAAACAACAUGGCGGUUCUUCUGUGGUGGAAUGUACCACCGUGGGCAUCAAGAACAACAUAGGGAUGUUAAAAACCAUGGCUGAGAAAACCGGAGUGAACAUCAUUGCUGGUGCAGGUUAUUAUGUAGAUUCAUCACUCCCAUCAGAGGUACACAGUGCCACUCAGGAACAGCUGGUGUCUACCAUGGUCCAUGACAUCACCCAGGGGGCUGCUGGGACAGACAUCAGGUGUGGGGUGAUUGGGGAGAUUGGAACAUCCUGGCCAAUAACAGCAACUGAAAAGAAGGUCCUGCAGGCCACAGCUGCAGCUCAGACCCAGCUGGGCUGUCCCGUCAUCAUCCACCCUGGUCGGAACAAACAGGCUCCGGCAGAGGUCAUCCGCAUCCUGGCAGAGGCUGGGGGGGACAUCAGCAGGACUGUCAUGUCACAUCUGGACAGAAGUAUCUAUGACAAGGGUGAGCUGUCUGAGUUUGCAAAGCUGGGGUCUUACAUGGAGUGGGACCUGUUUGGGAUAGAGGUGUCCUACUACCAGCAGGUGACAGAUCUGGACAUGCCCAGCGACGCUCAGAGGAUUCAGAUGGUCAAACACGUGCUGGACAACGGGUACGAGGACCGCGUGGUGAUCGCUCAUGACAUCCACACAAAGCACAGAUUGAUGCACUAUGGCGGCCACGGCUACUCCCACAUCCUGCUGAACGUGGUUCCCAUGAUGCUGGCCAGGGGAAUCUCUCAGGACCAGGUGGACAAGAUGCUUAUCCACAACCCUAGCAACUGGCUCACAUUCAAAUGAAGA
Molecule: messenger RNA, 1177 nt
Organism: Branchiostoma floridae (Florida lancelet)
Lineage: Eukaryota; Metazoa; Chordata; Leptocardii; Amphioxiformes; Branchiostomatidae
Product: phosphotriesterase-related protein-like
Exons: 7
Coding region: 263-1174 (303 amino acids)
Biological process (GO): catabolic process
Molecular function (GO): hydrolase activity, acting on ester bonds; zinc ion binding
Source: RefSeq, a predicted model, not a curated record